AUGUCAAGUCCAAUAGCAAAUGUACCAUCACGAAUAUCAUGUUUUCCUAAUAUAAAAUCAACUGUUAUUCCAAAUGAAUCACCAUCAACACCAAAUAUUUAUGUUAAUGUACCAGUUCUUUCAAUUCCUCAAAAUAAAACACGUAAUUCGACAAAUACAUUUGAUACAUUACGUCAAUGGAGUACAAGAACAUUAAAAUAUACUCGACAAUUAUUUCAACAACGAAUUGGACAAGCUGUUAAAACACAAGAUAUUGAACUUGAAAAAAAUAUGAUCAACAGUCAAUUAAAUUUUAAAAAAAAAUGUUUUAGUGUUGGUGAUGCCGCUUGUACAAUAGCAUCAGCAACUAGUUUUCCUGAACCAUUUCUACAUGAUGGAAAACAUUUACGGCAUAUGCAUCGAAAUCUUGCUGGAAAUCGUUUUUCUGAUCAUGUUGCUUUACUUAAUGCAUUUCAACAAUAUGAAAGAGAAAAAAAUCGUAAUGGUGAACGUGGUGAAAUGGAUUAUUGUGAUCGUAAAUGUCUGAAUUUAUCAACAAUGCGAAUGACUUAUGAAGCAAGAAAUCAACUUCGAGAUAUAAUGUUAAUGUCAAGUUUUCCUGAAGAAUGUUUAUCAUCUCAAUGGUUUGAUGUUGAACAACCACAUUCCAAAUUAGAUAUUGUGAUAUCACUUCUUUGUUAUGCUCUUUAUCCAAAUGUUUGUUUUCAUAUAUCAAAAAGAAAAUUAUUAACAACUGAAGGUAAAGAAGCAUUAAUACAUAAAAAUUCUGUUAAUUGUGGACGAGAAAUAUCAAUAUUUCCAUCACCAUUUUUUGUUUUUACGGAAAAAAUAAAAACACGAGCUGUAUCUGCUAAACAAAUGUCAAUGUCAACACCAGUUCAAUUAUUAUUAUUUGCUUCUUAUCAAGUUGAUGUUGUUGAAUCGAAUCUUGUUUGUCUUGAUAAUUGGUUUGUAUUUAUAUCAUUAAUCAUACGAUGUACACAAGAACCCAAUGAUAUUAUUAAUCGUCCACCAACAGUUGAAAAAUUAUGUAAUUUAAUUCGUCUUUUAUCGGAUCAACAACUUGAACAUAUUUUAUGUGAAAAAAUUAAUGAAAAUAAUAAUACAACAGAAUCUACUAAUUCAAAUUUUAAUCAACCUUCAUCUGAAUAUCGUCCAAAUGAAUUAUUUCCAUCAAAUCGAGGAUAUAAUCAAAGAUCAUUUCAUGGUGGACGUAAUCGUCCUUUUAAUAGAUAUAAUUAUCGAGGAAAUUAUACACCACAACAGCAACAAUCAUAUCGACCACAAAAUACUUCAAGUCCGAGUGGUAGUGCUUUUAGUUUCUCACCUGAUUCAUCAACAUUAUCAUCGACUCAAGAUAAUUCUUCAUCAUCAUUCAAUAAUAAAAGACAAUAUGAUAAUACAUUUUAUUCUUCAACAUCAUCUCCAACGACUGGUCCACCACCGGCAUCAUCCUAUCAAUCUACAUGA
Messenger RNA from Rotaria sp. Silwood2, 1470 nucleotides. Lineage: Eukaryota; Metazoa; Rotifera; Eurotatoria; Philodinida; Philodinidae. The record is from the annotation of a GenBank genome assembly.